Messenger RNA from Eremothecium sinecaudum, 1347 nucleotides. RefSeq names its product chitobiosyldiphosphodolichol beta-1,4 mannosyltransferase (gene ALG1). The transcript has a single exon. Gene Ontology annotation, cellular component: endoplasmic reticulum. The record is from RefSeq and is a predicted model, not a curated record. Gene Ontology annotation, molecular function: mannosyltransferase activity. Bases 1 to 1347 code for a protein of 448 amino acids. Lineage: Eukaryota; Fungi; Ascomycota; Saccharomycetes; Saccharomycetales; Saccharomycetaceae.
AUGCUAGAAGAUGUUCCUUACUGGCUUUGGGCCUUGUUUGCGGUAUAUUUGAGUACUCCUGUACUGGUAUACUGGGUGGUACCAUACAUCUGGUACCACGAUAAGUCAAGGAAGAAAAGGAUAGCGUUAUGCUUGCUGGGUGAUAUUGGGCACUCUCCAAGGAUGUGCUGUCAUGCAACUUCAUUUAGUCAGCAAGGAUGGGAGGUUGAGCUGUGCGGGUACCUCGAAGAGCUUCCUCCUACGACUAUACUAGAAGACCCUGGUAUAAACAUUCGUAAAAUACCACUGUGGAGUGAUACUUAUAAGGAAAGGUCCUUUGUGAUUAAUGCGGUACUGAAGAUUUGGUUUCAGUUAUGGCAUUUGACGAAGAUGUUUUGGCAGUUACGUGGAUGCGACUAUAUAAUGCUACAAAACCCGCCUAGUAUUCCUAUUUUGCCGUUAGCAGUAAUAUUCAAAGCAAUUACCCAGUCUAAGCUAAUUAUUGAUUGGCACAACUUUGGAUAUUCGAUAUUGCAGCUUCGUUUUCGUUCUUUCUACCAUCCCGUUGUGUUCACUUCGUAUAUGGUUGAAGCGGCCUUUGGCCAUGCGGCAGACUAUCACUUCACUGUUACAUCUGCCAUGAAGGAUUACGUUGUUGCUAAGAUGAGGUUCUCAAAGAAACGAGUCUCUGUUUUGUAUGACAAACCGUCGGAUCGGUUUGCCCCGCUGCCCGCCGAGGAUAGAGACGCAGCGCUGCAGCAAGACUUCGUUAAAGGAUAUAUUCCAGAGGGUUUUAGUAUUUCCAAGGGUGACGUGAUCUUUGUUACAUCGACAUCAUUUACUCCAGAUGAAGAUUUAUCUGUGCUGAUUGGUGCAUUGAAGUUAUACGAAGCGUCGGCGAAGAAGGACCAUAAGACUCUGCCACGGAUCCUGGUAUUCAUAACUGGUAAAGGACCCAUGAAAGACAAAUACGUACAGGAGGUGCUAGAAUACGAGUGGCAGCUUUGCCGUAUCGAAUUUUUAUGGCUGAAAGCCGAUGAUUACCCAAAACUUUUACAACUAUGUGACUAUGGUGUUUCUUUACAUACUUCAAGCAGCGGUCUAGAUCUACCAAUGAAAAUUCUUGAUAUGUUUGGCUCUGGGCUACCGGUCCUUGCUAUGCAAUAUCCAGUACUUAAGGAAUUACUGCAACAUAACGUUAAUGGGUGGGUAUUCAAAACUAGACAAGAAUUGUACGAAACACUGCUCAUUGCGGUGAAACAUUCCAAGGACAAAGCUAGGUUAAAGGAUACUGUCAUUAGUGAAGGUAAGUGCAGGUGGGAUGAAACCUGGAGCAAGGCCAUGAAGGUGAAUAAACUUAUACCUUAG